Messenger RNA from Musca domestica (house fly), 3061 nucleotides. RefSeq lists its product as uncharacterized. Bases 472 to 2796 code for a protein of 774 amino acids. Gene Ontology annotation, molecular function: zinc ion binding; ubiquitin conjugating enzyme binding; ubiquitin protein ligase activity. The transcript is spliced from 3 exons. Lineage: Eukaryota; Metazoa; Arthropoda; Insecta; Diptera; Muscidae. Gene Ontology annotation, cellular component: cytoplasm. The record is from RefSeq and is a predicted model, not a curated record. Gene Ontology annotation, biological process: multicellular organism development; proteasome-mediated ubiquitin-dependent protein catabolic process.
UAUUCAGUUUUGUUAUUUACAAAAAAUUAAACUUGAAAGAUUUGCUCACUACGAAGUAUUGGGGAUUUAUUGCGGAACUUAAAUUCGCAUUUUGAGCGCAACGUGAAUUUCUGCUGUUAGUUUUUGCCGAUUCGAUUGACACUCUUUGAAGUAUUUUCGUUUUCGUUUUUUCUGUUGUUGUUAUUUAUUGAUAAGAUAUCAGAACAAUUGUGAGUGUCUGAAAGGUUUCUCUGAAAAUUGAAUAGUGAGGUUUUGUAGGGGGCUGUUGAAACCAGGAAUUGCCCAAUAAAAUUCAUAACGUUUUCGUUAAUUGCCCGCUAAAGUUUGACGAGGCGCGUCUUGGUAACGGUUUGACAACGGACAAAUGUUGAAAUUCGAGUGAUUGAAAUCGUAACGUUAUUUUCAAUACCAAUUAUUUUUAUUACGCACACACACACACAUACAUACACACAAAAAAUAUUAUUUACCAAAAUGAAUACAAUUGAGGAAUCUUCAGAAAUUUCGGAAUUUCAAGAUGAAAAAAUUGAUGGCAAUACCAUUUCGAAAAUAAAAGUCAGUACUAAAUCUACCAGCAGUACUUCCAGCUCCAGUACUUCCAACGUUGAGGCCACACCAGUUAAUGGACAAAGUGCCGCCUCAUCGCCGCCACCCCCACCACAAGCAGCAGCAGCAGCAACAGCUUCCACAAAUGGUUUUAGCUCUGCCAUACCUGAGGACCAUUUGGAAGAUUUAAAAAUCAUUGGUCAUCUCAAAAAUAUUGAAAAACUCAAUGAGAAACGUCGGGUCUUCUUGAGCAACACCAUUACCUCGGAGUAUUCAAGUGAUGAGAAAACUGAAUCCAGCACCAAGAAGGUCAACAAAGAAUCCACAACAAAGGGUACAGAAACCGGCAAUGAUACUGCCAACAGCAGCAACCACAACAACAACAAUGCCAAGCGAGUUCUGGUGCGAGAACAACACAUUGACAGUUUAUCCGAUAUUGAACAACAUAGUGUCAAAACAACAGGACCCGUGCAAAACGGUGUCUCACCAAAAUAUGCCACAUUGCCUAUGAAGACACCGAGAACUCCGAAUACACCACCGCCAAAACCUCCUAUGCUCAGUCGUACACGUAGCAUUGGUGUUGGUGACAGUCAUUCAAUGAGUUCUCCCAUAGCUACAAUACCAGAAUUUCCCAUACCCCAAACUGCCUAUGACAAUGGUGCAGCCACAGUCACACCCACACCCACACCUACACCACAGGAUGCCACUCCAACAACGCCCACAUAUUCCAUUACCACCACCCAACGUAUGCAACCGACCGAAAGCCAAAUUGUAACGGCAACCACAAUUGCCGAACCCCUAAAAGUGACCUGCAUACAAUUGGACCCGGAAGAGAAUGCCACCGUGGUGUUGCGUUCCAAUGCCCCGGUUGAUGUUAACAACGGCAUUGCUGCCGGUUUUGCUCAAGAGGCCUCCAACAAAGACAUUCCCGCUAAACACUAUGAACGUCUGAUCGAAGAACUCAAAUGUCCCGGAUGUGCGCUGCCCAUGAAAUCGCCCAUUUAUCUGUGCAAAACCGGUCACAGCAUUUGUGAGCAGUGCACCCGAAUUCUGCUAAUGUGCCCACUGUGCAAGGAAGGCUAUACCAACAUUCGUUCACUGACCGUUGAAGCUCUCUGCUCGAAGGCCCAUUUCAAGUGUUCAAAUGCGUCGGGCGGUUGUACGGUACGUCUACAACACGAUCUACUCUCAUGGCACGAGAAACAAUGCAUUUACAAACCGAUGAAAUGUUUUAUGGGUCGCGUCUGGGGCAAUUGCCAAUGGAAUGGACGCGAAGCCUUCUGGAAAGAUCACUUGGAGGCAGAACAUGCUGAAAAGAUUUUCACCAAAGAUACCGCUGAUCUCAGCUGGAAUAUGGGCGUAAAACAGAAACCUCUAACCGGUUACUACGUCUUUGAGGUCUACAAUGAAAUGUUUAAUUUCUAUGAGAUUUACGACAAGGAUAGGAUUCUCUUCACCAUGACCUGUACAUCGACGCAAAAGGAAAAGAAACUGCAAUUCGCCUAUGAGGUCACGCUGUACAAUGAAGAUUUUGAGGCAUUGGCGGUGACACAAAAAUUCCCCGUACACAGUGAAUAUGAUUCGGAUAUUUUGGCCGAGGGUACGUGUGUUAGUUUUCCCAUCAGCGACUUGACCAAGUUUUUGGAUGAAGAAAAGAUUUUACACUAUAAAGUACGUGUUUUGGAGGUGAAGACACCACGCAAAUCCCGCACCUGGCGCAGUGUCAGUCCCAACGGCAAAUUACCCAUCGAUUUCCAACAGACCAACAUUGAAGGUGUUAACCUGAAAAAUGUCCCCUCUGAUGUUAUAGUCACCAGACGUCUGGAUGAUAUACCCUUUGCCGACACUGAGUCGACCAUAAGCGAAUCGGUGGGUGGCAUUUCUUCUGAAGAUGAACUGGAGAAAUCCAAACGUGAAUUCUAUGAAAAACUUGAGGCUAAGAAAAAACGAGACAGUGGCUCCGACACUGAUCCCGAAUUUGAAGCUUUCAUAGCCAAAAAGUGGGGCACCCCCCAAUUGCAUUUCAAUCGAAAAUAUCUUAAGGGAAAUGCCACAUCCAGCGACGCUUCCUCCUCGGAUGAUUCACCCAAAUCCCCCAAAAUGGCCAAUGAUGACAAGAUUUCCAUAACAAGUACCAGUUAUAAGAAACGUAUGUCCAAUACCCUGCGCAAAAGUUUCCGUUCACUGAAAACCGAUUUAAUCGAAAUGAAACCGUUCGGCAAGAAAUCUUCGCCAGAGAAAAGGUUAAUGUAAACCUUAAAAUGUCGCCCAAGGUGAACGUUAGGGUCAUUAAUUAUCCCAAAUGCGGUUUGUUAUACUUAAACAAGUUUUCUUCCCUCCCAAAAAUUCCUUCCAAAGCAAACAACCAAAUUCCUCUUCCUAAAAUAUUGUAUAUGUUAUCUAAAUAUAUAUGUAUAUUGUUAAUUGUUAAUAAUGUUAUAAGUGAAGUGAAAUUCAAGCAAUAAUUAUUUCUAAAUGUAUAUUUUUUGUUAAUAAUAAAACAAAACACCAAAAACAA